AUGCACAAGACUCCGCCUCCAGCAUCGCCUGUUCCGUCUGCCGUCUCCUCAACCGCGAACUCUCAACAUUCACAUGACCCUCGGGAUGGAGACCCUGCGGUAACACGCGCCCUAGCGGGCAUGAAUCUGUCCGCGGCAAAUGGAGAUGCCCACAUUCUCCCCUCAUCGGUAUCCUCCCCCGCCACGAAACCACAAAAACCCAAUAUGGCUAGUCGCAUUUCUCGCAUGUUCUCUGCCACUGGCAAACAAACCCCGACUCUCAGUACCGUUAAAGAUCAUGACGCCCACCGUGAUCUAUCCGACAGCAGCCUAGACAGUGUUCACCCUCCAUUCAGUACCAAAGACAAAACGACCUCAGUAGCGUCAUCACGAGCAAACUCCAGACCUCCCUCCCAAACUCCUUCCCGCCAACCCUCUCUCAAGAAUGAGCCCAUCGACAGUCAACCAACAAAGAAGAAGACCGGUACUGCAAAGGAACAGAAAGAUGGUGUUCCCCCGCUGAAGCGUUUCGAAAUUCUUGCCGAAGCCCUAGGAAAUCACUCCCAUAACCUCCGAAGUGCCAGACGCCAGGAAAAACUGACCACUUUGCUCCGUGAUAUGCUCGGCGCAGGACGAAAGAAGGGCGAUGACCAGGUGGACGAGACACAACUUUCCCUCAUGUCGACUUGGAUCGACCAGUUUAAAACCGAGCGAGAUAAGCUGGCCGCCGAUAAGAAGGGCGGGCCCAAUGCAACUGCAUCUCUAGUUGACAAAUACGGGAAAUGCCAAGAGAUCGUCGGUCGUGGUGCAUUUGGUAUUGUCCGCAUCUCGCAUAAGGUCGAUCCCGCAGACUCAAAGGGAGAACAGCUCUACGCCGUGAAGGAGUUCCGCCGCCGUCCUCAAGAAACCACCAAGAAAUACCAGAAACGCCUCACUUCGGAAUUCUGCAUCUCUUCGUCUCUCCGCCACCCGAACGUGAUUCACACACUCGAUCUUUUGCAAGAUGCGAAGGGUGAUUACUGCGAAGUUAUGGAAUACUGUGCCGGUGGCGAUCUUUACACAUUAGUACUUGCGGCUGGAAAACUCGAAGUCGCCGAAGCAGACUGUUUCUUCAAGCAGCUCAUGCGGGGUGUGGAAUACAUGCAUGAGAUGGGUGUCGCUCACCGUGAUCUCAAGCCUGAAAAUCUGCUAUUGACCACCCACGGUGCCCUCAAGAUUACUGAUUUCGGUAACGGCGAAUGCUUCCGAAUGGCAUGGGAAAAAGAAGCGCAUAUGACAGCGGGACUCUGUGGAUCCGCCCCUUACAUCGCUCCCGAAGAAUAUACCGAGAGGGAAUUCGAUCCCCGAGCCGUCGACUUGUGGGCUACCGGAGUCAUUUAUAUGGCUAUGCGUACUGGACGUCAUCUCUGGCGCGUUGCUCGCAAGGACGAAGAUGAGUUUUAUCAACGAUAUCUGGAGGGACGGAAACAUGAGGAUGGUUAUGCGCCCAUUGAGACGCUACACCGGGCUCGCUGUCGCAACGUGAUCUACUCCAUUCUCGACCCGAACCCCUCUCGCCGUAUCAAUGCCUCACAAGUUCUCAAGUCUGAGUGGGUGCGGCAAAUCAAACUGUGCAAGGCAGGCGAGGAAGGUUUCUAA
Messenger RNA from Penicillium angulare, 1617 nucleotides. Its product is annotated as serine/threonine protein kinase SAT4. The record is from RefSeq and is a predicted model, not a curated record. NCBI's taxonomy places the organism in Eukaryota, Fungi, Ascomycota, Eurotiomycetes, Eurotiales, Aspergillaceae. Gene Ontology annotation, molecular function: protein serine/threonine kinase activity; ATP binding. Bases 1 to 1617 code for a protein of 538 amino acids. The transcript is spliced from 2 exons. Gene Ontology annotation, biological process: intracellular signal transduction; intracellular monoatomic cation homeostasis; protein phosphorylation.